GAGACACCUUUAGCCACUGACCAACUGAGGAGCAAGAGGAGUGAGCUUCUAGCGGGACAUCUAGUGACACCUGUAGUGACAAAGUUGUGAGACUAAGGUUGGAAUAUCAUGUGUGUAUCUCGGCUGGUUUUGCUGCUUGGGCUGCUUCUAUGUGUGGGAGCUCAGCUGUCUGACGCCCAGCACUGGUCCCAUGGUUGGUACCCUGGAGGCAAGAGGGAGCUGGACUCUUUCGGCACGUCAGAGCUUGCAGAGGAGAUUAAGCUGUGUGAGGCAGGAGAAUGCAGCUACUUGAGACCCCAGAGGAGGAGUAUUCUGAGAAACAUAAUUUUGGAUUCCUUAGCCAGAGAGCUCCAGAAGAGAAAGUGAUGGCCUUCCACUCUACACUGCUUUUCUACCUGAACAACAACUUUAUGUUGAUUCUCUGAACUGGUGUAUUUGUUAAUUUUGUCUGUAAGGUUGUUUUCCAGCAUUACAUGUUUAAAUUGUAA
Molecule: messenger RNA, 488 nt
Organism: Anarrhichthys ocellatus (wolf-eel)
Lineage: Eukaryota; Metazoa; Chordata; Actinopteri; Perciformes; Anarhichadidae
Gene: gnrh2
Product: gonadotropin-releasing hormone 2
Exons: 4
Coding region: 109-366 (85 amino acids)
Biological process (GO): multicellular organism development; reproductive process
Cellular component (GO): extracellular region
Molecular function (GO): gonadotropin hormone-releasing hormone activity; gonadotropin-releasing hormone receptor binding
Source: RefSeq, a predicted model, not a curated record